AAAUGUGCUCAGCAUUGCCAUGCAAAUGAGCAAACAAAUUGUUAAUUGUUAUUUGUUGCGGCCGCUGCGAUGCCGACAAACAAAGUUCCAAAGCGUGCUGACUGUGGCACCCUGUAACGCACAAACACCCUGUAUACAGCAGCAGCAACAACAAAGCAGCAACACUUGUGUCUGUCUAUGCAAACAUAACAAACACACGCACACACACACGCACACACACACACACACAUACGUUUCAAUGUGUGCUGCUUAGUUAAACAACAAAAGUUAUAAAUAAAAAAACACGUAGCGUAUGCAACAAAUGCCUGCCCAAAUCAACUCUCAGCCUCAGUCUUAAACUCAAACUCGAGCCUCAACUAAUCUCAGUUAGUUGCCCGUUAACGCCGUCGCCGUUACGUCUGCCACGUAGUCACAGUUUUGUGUUGUGCCGUCGCCGUCGUCGUCGUCGUCGUCGCGUAUCGAAUUUCAUUGCGUUUCCGGUUCUGUAGCUCUCACGCCUCACGCUGAAGUCGCCAUGCCAACGUUGAAGACUGCAAAUUGGAAUUGUUAGAAACUACCACAACAACAUCAAAAACAACAACAACGUGCUGCCAGCAAUAAAAACAACAACAUUAAAUUUAAUAAAAAAUACAGAACUUAGACUUAAGCUGCAGGAAUUUAUCAUGAACAUGGAAUUGUCAGCUCACAGGCAUUAAAGCAACAACAGCAACAGCAACACAGCCUGAGCAACAACAUAUACUAAUAAAUUUUAAGCUCGAGCGCUCGACAGCAACUGCAGCCAUGUGGCAGCAUUAGGGAAUUGCAACAGGCAAAACAAGCAGCAAGCAGCAGAAGUCAGUGGCACACACUGCAAAGGCAAAGUAUCUAAACCUUGCUCCAAAGGUUGCGUGCUGCUGUAAAGCGGCACCAUUGCUGCCAUUAAAAUAGACGCUGCAGCGCAACAGCAACGCUGUCGUCGUCACAAUCAACGCCAGCGCCAACAUCAUCCACAUCAUCGACAUCGCAGACGACGACGGCGCGCCCGCGCCCAGCCAGCAGCAUUGGAUGGCCUAACGGGUGUGGGCGUGCCCAGCUGUUGUCCGCCUGACGACAACAACAACAGCAGCUCAGCAACAUACACAACAGCAACAGAGCGGCGCCAAUACGACGGGCUCACAUUUGUGGGCAAUGCAACGCGCUCAGCAGCAACAGCAACGGGCUGGAGCUGGCCUAAGAUGGGGAGCGUGCUAUUCGCAGCUGUAUUUAUAGCUCUGCAUUUUGCAACCGGCGGCUUGGCGAAUCCAGAUGCGAAGCGUCUCUACGACGAUCUGCUGAGCAACUACAAUCGACUCAUACGACCCGUGGGCAAUAACUCGGAUCGUCUGACAGUCAAAAUGGGACUGCGUUUAUCGCAGUUAAUCGAUGUGAAUUUAAAGAAUCAAAUUAUGACCACAAACGUUUGGGUGGAGCAGGAAUGGAAUGACUACAAAUUGAAAUGGAAUCCGGAUGAUUACGGCGGCGUGGAUACGCUGCAUGUGCCCUCUGAACACAUAUGGCUGCCCGAUAUUGUGCUAUAUAACAACGCCGAUGGCAACUAUGAAGUGACAAUAAUGACAAAAGCAAUUUUACAUCACACGGGCAAAGUGGUCUGGAAGCCGCCCGCCAUUUAUAAAUCCUUUUGUGAAAUUGAUGUCGAAUAUUUUCCAUUCGAUGAGCAAACAUGUUUCAUGAAAUUCGGCUCAUGGACCUACGAUGGUUACAUGGUUGACUUGCGGCACUUGAAGCAAACGGCCGAUUCGGAUAACAUAGAAGUGGGCAUUGAUCUGCAGGACUACUACAUCUCGGUGGAGUGGGACAUAAUGCGCGUGCCCGCAGUGCGCAAUGAGAAGUUCUACAGCUGCUGUGAGGAGCCGUAUCUGGAUAUUGUAUUCAAUUUAACGCUGCGGCGCAAAACGCUUUUCUACACCGUCAAUCUGAUUAUUCCCUGUGUGGGAAUCUCGUUUCUGUCCGUCUUGGUGUUCUAUCUGCCCAGUGACUCGGGUGAAAAGAUCUCGCUGUGUAUUAGCAUCCUGCUGUCGUUGACUGUGUUUUUUCUGCUGCUGGCCGAGAUUAUACCGCCGACAUCGUUGACAGUGCCGCUGCUGGGCAAAUAUUUGCUAUUUACCAUGAUGCUAGUUACGCUCUCCGUUGUGGUCACAAUUGCUGUGCUCAAUGUGAACUUCAGAUCGCCUGUAACACAUCGCAUGGCGCCUUGGGUGCAGCGUGUGUUUAUCAAAAUACUGCCCAAGUUGCUUUGCAUUGAGCGACCCAAAAAGGAGGAAGCCGAAGAGGAACAGCCCGAGGUGCUAACGGACGUGUUCCAUUUGCCGCCGGAUGUGGACAAGUUCGUUAACUACGAUACGAAGCGUUUUAGCGGCGACUAUGGCAUACCAGUGCUGCCCGCUUCGCAUCGCUUCGAUUUGGCAGCAGCGGGCGGCAUUGCAGCGCAUUGCUUCAGUGAUCCGCCGCUGCCCUCCUCACUGCCACUGCCAGGCGCCGACGAUGAUCUGUUCAGUGCAUCAGCUCUGAAUGGCGACAUAAGUCCGGGCUGUUGUCCAGCUGCUGCGCAUGCCGCUGCCGCUGCUGCUGCUGCCGCCGCCGCCGCCGCUGCUGCUGCUGAUCUGAGUCCCACGUUCGAGCGUCCCUAUGCGCGUGAAAUGGAGAAGACCAUUGAGGGCUCGCGCUUCAUAGCGCAGCAUGUGAAAAACAAAGAUAAAUUCGAAAGCGUGGAGGAGGAUUGGAAAUAUGUGGCCAUGGUAUUGGAUCGCUUGUUUCUUUGGAUUUUCGCAAUCGCUUGCGUGGUCGGCACAGCGCUAAUUAUAUUGCAAGCCCCCAGUCUGUACGACCAAUCGCAGCCGAUUGACAUACUCUAUUCGAAAAUUGCCAAAAAGAAAUUCGAGCUGCUCAAGAUGGGCAGUGAGAACACCUUAUAGCGUCCGCUUGGGUUCGCAGCUGGCUGGUGGAAUUUAAUCAUCAGCUCGUUGCGAACCCUGUUCGCCGCACGCGACGAUGAUCGUGGAUAAUACACACUGAGCCAUGCCAUGAGUAGUCUAACAGCCGCCGCCACCAACAGCAGCAGCAACAGCAGUGUUGUUAACAACACUAACUCAUGGAGCCCAAUGUGAAAUGCGUGCGAAGCGAACAUUGCGAAAUUUCUUACAAACUCAAAGUAAAUGUCGCGUCAAGUUUUUGGAGCAGUUGAUCAAAAUGUAUGUAAACUAGUGUUGGUAAACGCGACAGUAUGCGAACAAAUUUCAGUCAGCUGCAGCUCAAGCUGAGCAGCAAGUUUAGUACAUAAGUUUGGAGGUUGUGCAGUGUUGCAUAAAAUGACAAACAGUGUUGUAAAGUAACAAAGCAAAACAAAUGAACAUUUUUGUAAUUUGUAUUGUAUUUUUCGA
Molecule: messenger RNA, 3416 nt
Organism: Drosophila busckii
Lineage: Eukaryota; Metazoa; Arthropoda; Insecta; Diptera; Drosophilidae
Gene: nAChRalpha1
Product: acetylcholine receptor subunit alpha-like 1
Exons: 10
Coding region: 1215-2951 (578 amino acids)
Biological process (GO): nervous system process; signal transduction; monoatomic ion transmembrane transport
Cellular component (GO): neuron projection; postsynaptic membrane; synapse
Molecular function (GO): acetylcholine-gated monoatomic cation-selective channel activity; transmembrane signaling receptor activity
Source: RefSeq, a predicted model, not a curated record